Messenger RNA from Aspergillus puulaauensis, 333 nucleotides. RefSeq names its product Dabb family protein. Lineage: Eukaryota; Fungi; Ascomycota; Eurotiomycetes; Eurotiales; Aspergillaceae. The record is from RefSeq and is a predicted model, not a curated record. Bases 1 to 333 code for a protein of 110 amino acids. The transcript has 3 exons.
AUGUCGAUCACCCACAUUGUCCUUCUUCAGUUCAAGCAGAAUGUGCCUCCUGAUGCAGUACAGAAUGCAUGCAAAAAGAUGCUUGGUCUCAGAGAACAAUGCCUCCAUCCGUCAACAACGAAGCCGUACAUUCUGUCCGUGUCCGGUGGAAAGGACAAUUCUCCAGAAGGAAAGCAGGGCGGUAUCACGCACGCAUUUAUUAUGAAAUUCAAAUCUGCCGCAGACCGGGAAUACUACCUUACAAGCGAUCCUAUACAUCAAGAAUUUGCGGAGAGCCUGAUAAGACUCGUUGAAAAAGCUCAAGUGGUCGACUUUACGCCCGGUAUCUUCUAG